UAGACGUUCCCCAUUUCAUCUGCUUGGGUGUCCUGCUUUAUGAACCUAUAGCACUUCAGGGCCUGGGUACAUGUCAGUAAACCUAUAUCCAAGACCCACAGGGAAAAAGCAGUGUGUUAGGUUGCUCUCAGUGUCUUUGAAAGCCAUAAUUGCCUCUUGAAAAGAAGACCCCAAGAAGACUUGAGAAUUGGCUGGAACCUGACUGGAAACGGACCGCAAUAGCAAGAAAAUAAGAAGCUGGUGCCAAGAUGUUUAAGAUUCCUAAAGCUAAGAAUCAGGAGCCAACUGCUCUUGGGCAGGUGAAAAUUAAAAAGAAAUCGAGUGUUCCUGGAGUCAUGAUUACGCAGUACGUAGAGGAGCUACCAGAUGGCAUGACCACCCCAGAUUUCACCCGGAAACCCAUCGGUCUCACUCUUCAAGAGGGAAAACUGGCUAUUUUUAGAGCAAUAGUUACUGGUAAACCAACACCAACUGUGACCUGGAUGAGGAAUAACGGGGAACUUCCUCCGGAGCGGUACAAAAUGGUAUUUGAUGCAAGUUCUGGUGAACACCAACUACAGAUGCCUGGCGUAUCUGUGGAUCAAGCUGAUACCUACAAGUGUACUGCCAGAAAUGAGUAUGGGAAAGCUGCUGUAAUUGCUGCUCUCAACAUCAUUGAAGUUGGAUAUAAAAAGGGGAAAGCCAUGCAACAAUCACGAACAGCCGUCCGAGAGUUACCUGAAGAUUUUAAAAAGUCUUUGAAAAGGACGGCGGAUAUUGACCCGAAAGAAGAGACUAAGCCAGAAAUCAAUGACAGGUUUUGGGAACUGUUGUUGAGUGCAGACAAGAACAAUAUUGAGAAUAUCUGUGCACAAUAUGGUGUCACUGAUUUUCGCUGGAUGCUGAAGAAACUAAAUGAGAAGAAGAUGGAGAGGCAGCAGGAGCAAGAAAAGGUUGUUGAACGACUUUGUAACCUAAAGCCCAUUGAAAUGAAAGCUGACGGUGCAGCAGAGUUUGAACUUGAAAUGUCACUCAAAGACCCUUUGAGCAAAAUUUUCUUAUACAAGGAUGGAGUAAUGAUUCCUUUUGACGCUGACAUGGAUGUUAAACAUGGACUGAAGCAAGUGGGAAAGAAGUUUGUUUUUAGCAUAAAUGGUGUUAAUCCCGAGGAUGCAGGAUUAUACCAAGUGGAAGUUGAUGGAGUUAAGAUCUUUUCAACCGACUUAAAAAUUCCUGUUGCAGACUUCCUGGUAAAGAUUCAAGAUGUGAAAGCAGAGGAAAGAGAGGAUGCUGUGUUUCAGUGUGUGCUCUCACAUCCCGUGACAAAGAUAUCGUGGAUGGGGAAGAAUAACUCACUGCAGCAAGGGGACAAAUAUGACAUCACUGUAUCAGAGGACAUGCUGAUCCACACACUGAUGGUGAAGGACUGCCUGCUUCUGGACAAAGGAAUCUAUUCAGCUGUGGUUGGACUUAAAUCCUGCAGUGCCUGGCUCAUUCUUGAAGCUGACAAAGACCCGAAAAUGGUUGGAAAGAAGAAAGCCCGUAAGACAACUCAAGCAGGUGGCGGUGGAGAUGAUCUUCUCAGGAUUGCCCAAGAGCAACAAGCUAAGUUACAGAGAGAGAAAGAUGAACUGAUUGCGAGAGCAAAAGCAAAAGCAGAAGAGGAGGCAGCAGCAGCUGAAGAGGAAGCAGCAGCAGCAGAAGCUGAGGCAGCAGCAGGGCCGCCCACCGCAGCAACCCAAAAGGCAGUAGGUAACGCUAAAGCGAAUACAGAUGGGAAAACCAACGCCAAAGCAAAACCAAAGAAGAUUGCAGGAGCAGGAGAUGGAGAGAAAAGUGGGAAACAAGAACCUGCAGUUGAAUGUACAGAAGAGAAAGUCGGCAUUGGAAAGAUAGAAGAGAAGGAGCAAAAUCAUUCCAAACAAGGAGAACCUGCACCAUCAGAGAAGGAUGGGGGUGACGCUGAAGAGGAAGAACCUGCUGAAGAAAAAAGAAAGAGACAAAGAACAGGGCCACUAGUUCCUGAUACUGUUAUUGACCCUGGGGUUUUCUUUGCAAGUGGACUCGCAGAUGUGACGGCUAUUCUUGGAACUGAUGUAGAACUUGUCUGCAAGCUCAGUAGUGAGGACACAGAUGCGAUGUGGUACAAAGAUGGGAAAGAGAUAACUCCAACAGAUGAUCUAAGUGUUGUUAAAGAUGGGACUUACCGUAAACUAAUUAUCAAAAGUUGCAAAGAAAGUGAUGCUGGAAAGUACAGAUGCGAAGCUGACGGGCGUAAAACUGAAGCAAUGCUAAUUGCUGAAGAUCCCCCAAGAAUCAAUCCUGAUGACCUUGCUGAGUUCAUGAAACCUGUUAUCAUCAAAAGUGGUAAAGAUGCCAGUUUCAAACUCUCGUUUGUUGGCGGUGAACCCAUGAAAAUCCAAUGGUACAAUGAUGGCGAAGAACUGGUGCAGACCACUAACAUCAGGAUCGAGAAGUCUUCCUCAGAUAGUCGCCUGCUGUUAACCAAGUGCCAACGCAAGAUCUCGGGGGAAAUAAAGAUUAAAAUUAAGAAUGAAUAUGGGACAACUGAGGCCAUCACACAACUUAUUGUACUCGAUAAACCAACGCCACCACUGGGUCCAGUAGAAAUCAUUGAAAGUUCAGCCUCUUGCAUUGAGUUCAAAUGGAGGCUUCCCAAAGAUAUUGGGGGUUCACCCAUUACUGACUUCAUUCUAGAGCGCCAGCAAAUUGGGCGUAACAGUUGGAAAAAGUUAGGCAAGGUUGGCCCAGAGGCUAAAUACCGAGACACCGAUGUGGAUCAUGGGAGAAAAUACUGCUACCACAUCAGGGCUGAAAACGAACAAGGUGUCAGUGAAAUGAUGGAAACUGAUGACAUCCAGGCCGGGACAAAGGCAUACCCUGGACCCCCAUCUGCACCAAAAAUUGUGAGCGCUUUUAAAGACUGUAUCAAUCUUGCUUGGACUGCCCCUGCUAAUACUGGGGGAACAAAUAUUUUGGGAUACAAUGUGGAGAGACGCAAAAAUGGCAGUAAUCUGUGGACCAUGAUUAAUCCACUUGAUGAGCCAAUUAAAGGAAAACAACAUGCUGUGAAGGAUGUCGUUGAAGGUAUUGAGUACGAAUUCCGUGUAUCAGCUAUCAACAUGUCCGGUGCAGGAGAACCAAGUGCAUCCUCUGAAUUUGUAUUUGCAAGAGAUCCGAAGAAACCUCCGGGUAAAGUUAUAGACCUGAAGGUGACAAACUCCACCUAUACCACCCUAUCACUGGGCUGGACCAAACCGCAAGUGGAAGAACGUGUCCAAGAUGAGGCUAAAGGAUACUUGGUGGACCUCAGACCAGCAGAAAACACAGAAUGGAGUCGCUGUAACGCCAGCCCUAUCAUUAGUACCUCAUUUACUAUUGUGGGCCUUAAAUCUAUGGCCAUGUACUGGGUAAGAGUUAUCGCCACCAAUGAGGGUGGAGAUGGUGAGCCUCAAGACUUGGACAACUACAUCAUUGCGAUGCCACCACCAGUCAGGCCUCAAUUCACUGACAAAAAGAUGAAGAACUUUUUGGUGGUUAAAGCUGGGAACUCUACUCGAGUGAACUUCAACUUUAAGGCUUGUCCAAUACCAACAAUCACAUGGCUCAAGGAUGGCAUGCCUGUUCCCAAAUAUGUGACAGUGAGCAACACUGACACAUCUUCCCAGUUAAUGAUUGCUUCAUCGGAGCGUCAUGACACUGGGAUCUAUACAAUCCUUGUCAAGAACCUUGUUGGACAGGAUACCUCCAGUGUUGAGAUAAGAGUGACAGAUGACCCCAGGCCUCCAGGCCUUGUGGAACUGGAGGAGAAUGUGCCAGGAACGGUGACAGUUUCAUGGAUUCCCUCUCCAGAUGAGAAGAAAGACGACAGACUGCACUACACGGUCACCAAACAUGAUUCUAUCAAACGCACGUGGCAAACUGUGGCUGACCAUCUCUUCAAUAACAAGUUCACUGCCAUCAAUGUCAUACCAGGCAGACAGUAUAAGUUCCGGAUCUACGCCAAGAACGACAUGGGGCUUUCAGCGCCCUCAGGCUCCCCAAUCUGGGAAGUUAACAGGAAAAAAGAAAAAUAUUCUUUGAAGCUUCCCGUCUCUAAGGCUUUGAGCUUUGAGUUUCCUCCAUCAUUCUCUGUUCCACUUAAAAUGCACAGAAGUCCAGAGAGCUAUGAAUGCUACAUGAGUUGUGCUGUGGCAGGAAACCCCAGGCCCCAUGUUACCUGGUACAAAAACAACAUCAGCCUCAACACCAACACUAACUACUACAUAACCAACACAUGCGGAGUCUGCUCUCUGGUGAUACUCAAGGUUGGGCCCAAUGACGGCGGGGAUUACAGUGUUGUUGCAGAAAGCCCCCGGGGCAGAGUGGAGUGUUCAUCAAAGCUUGUUGUUGAAGAUUAGCCGGAUUUAGUGGACCUCCAUGCCCCGACAAGCAACUUCUAUUUAAAAUAAAUUGAAUAACAUCUACAAAUUCAACAAUAUGUUAUCUUGCUUAUUGUUUGUUUUUAUUUUUGUUUUGUUUUACUGUAUUGUCUCAAUAAAAGUGAUGAAAACAUAAAACAUAAAAGAAAAGUAAAAAAUAUAACAUUGAGAACUAUUUUGAAAACUUUGAAUUGAGAGAGAUUGGACUCUUAAGCCGGGCAUACACUGUGCGAUUAUCGGCUCGUUUUGAGUCGAUUUUCCAGUCGUGCAACUAUUUUUUGGAUCGUGCCGGAUUUCGA
This is a messenger RNA of Cololabis saira (Pacific saury), 4720 nucleotides long. RefSeq names its product immunoglobulin like and fibronectin type III domain containing 1, tandem duplicate 3 (gene igfn1.3). NCBI's taxonomy places the organism in Eukaryota, Metazoa, Chordata, Actinopteri, Beloniformes, Belonidae. Bases 249 to 4400 code for a protein of 1383 amino acids. Gene Ontology annotation, molecular function: protein binding. The record is from RefSeq and is a predicted model, not a curated record. The transcript has 24 exons.